AUGUCACGUUUUCGCACUGUCCAAGCCGCAGGCUUCACCUGCCCUCCAAAGCAUCCCGUAAGUAAGCACAUGGGUUCCUCAGUAGCCCCGGAGGAGGGUGGAAUUGGGUUUCCAAAUACAUUCUCUGAUGCCUUACUAUUUGCUCUGUCAGUUUUUUACAGGAAGAUCUUCAUUUUGCAACUGGCAGGGCUGGUGCUAACUUAUGACUUCACUAACUGUGACUUUGAGAAGAUUAGAGAGAAAAGUGAGAUUAUUUGUAGGAAACUGGACCACUAUAUGAACAAGACCAAAACCACCCAGUUCAACAGCACUGUCUCCUGUAAUAACAAGUCACAUUGCCUCAGUGAAAUCGACCGCAUGACCUUCAGUCCCACUCCCGGCUGCACGUCCCUCUCCAAGGAAGUGUUUGCGCUGACGACCCGCGCCACCUUCGCCCUCGACUGCCCGGGCUACCCGGGGGGCCAGAUAGAUAACACCCAGGCAACGACAAAAGGAAAGAAAAGAGAAGUCACAACAAAUAAAUGCCUGGAACAAGUUUCUCAAAUAUCAAGAUUGUGGCGUCGUUUCCGCCGAACUUUUCAGAAACAAAAGAAGCGUUCUUUGUUAUGGUCGUAUCUCACAGUGUGAAAAGAAAUCGUUUUUAUUAAGUAGAUAGAACAUUAACUCUAACUGUGAUAUUUAAAACACAACCAAUAGUUAUUUUUUAAAUCCAGAAGAGUUUCUUAACUUAUUUUUGUAAGCUUUCAUUUUUUAAUUUAAGUUUAUACUGCAGGAGAAGUACUACCCCUCACAUGUCUGGGAAACUUCUAUGGUAUUGAUGACUGGCUCAGAAGUUUUAGUAGGACAGCACAAGAAAUGUCAUUACAGGUAGAAGAAAUAGCUGCCUUUUAAAUAGAGGUUUAGAUGCUAUCAUUGAGUUCAACAUUCUCUUCUUUGAAGGAAAAAGUUCUUCUUCUACUAUAAAGAGACCUUUUAGGUUUCUUUCCUGGAAUAAAGCUUAUACAACUCCAGCUGAGAAUUACUGCCAAGAGCCAGUCAUCAAUGUCAUGGAAGUAUGUUUGUUAUAGCUACUCUAUAUAUCAUUUUCAACUUUAUAAAAUGUGUUUUUAAUUUA
Molecule: messenger RNA, 1114 nt
Organism: Otolemur garnettii (small-eared galago)
Lineage: Eukaryota; Metazoa; Chordata; Mammalia; Primates; Galagidae
Gene: TSLP
Product: thymic stromal lymphopoietin
Exons: 5
Coding region: 1-627 (208 amino acids)
Molecular function (GO): cytokine activity
Source: RefSeq, a predicted model, not a curated record